GUGAACUGGAGCCGGUAUUUAAGGGAGCGGGCCCCGAACGCAGCGAGACAGUGUGACGCGGUGGGACGGACGCAGAGUGGGACCCUCCCCGAGCCGACACCGGCGCCAGAAUGACUCCUCUGGCCCUCCUCUGUCUCCUCCUGACCCUGGGCUCGGGGACGGCCCGUCCGGACGGACGACUGCUGUAUGCCGCCACCUCCGGCCCCGCGGCAGCUGCCCCCUCUCUGGAGCAGGCAGCAGACACCGCGGGCCCCUCCGCCGCGGGAGCUGCCCCCUCUCUGGAGCAGACGGCAGACACCGCCGGCCCCUCCGCCGCGGGAGCUGCCCCCUCUCUGGAGCAGGCGGCAGACGCCGCCGGCUCCUCCGCCGCGCGCGGGGCACACACCGACACCGGUCUGACACCGGACGGAGGUCGGCCGGCAGCGGCGUCAGAGUCGCCGGCGGGUGACGCAGACGACGACGGAGGGUCGGCUGCCCCGCGGCAGGGUCAGGACUCGGGCGAGCUCGGCGCUGACGCGUCCAGCGCUGACAGCGGUGAGGACGGCAGUGCGGACCUGCUGAGCGGCGGGGGAGCGGCCGCCGCAGCGAGCCAGGGUGACUUGGUGGACGACAUGGGCCAACAGGAGGACGGUGGAGUGGAGGGUGAGCAAAUGGACGAUAGCGAAGGUGACGGUGCUGACGGAGGUGACGACUAUGACGCUGGUGGUGACGAAGGCCACAAGGCCGGCAGUGAAAACGAUGCUGAUGAUGGUGAUGACGAUGACGACGACGAUGGCAAUGAUGCUGCCGAUGAUGAUCAAGACGACGAUGAUGAGUAUGAUGAAGAUGAUGAUUCUGAGGAUUAUGAUGAAGAGGAGGAAGAUGAGGAUGAGGGUGAUGAUGAAGAUGAUGAGGAUGAAGAGCAGGAGGAGGAUGAGGAGGAUUAUGAGGAUAAGGAUGAGGAUGAUGAG
This is a messenger RNA of Amphibalanus amphitrite, 950 nucleotides long. Its product is annotated as nucleolin-like. The annotation marks the transcript as partial. The record is from RefSeq and is a predicted model, not a curated record. NCBI's taxonomy places the organism in Eukaryota, Metazoa, Arthropoda, Thecostraca, Balanomorpha, Balanidae. The transcript has 2 exons.